UAUUAAUUUAUGCAUCCACCCCGCUUCUCUCCUCCGAUAUAUCCGUUCGAUCGGGUGACUAGGUCAACUGUUCUCGCUUCUGCUUCGUCUUCCCGUCCUCACCGAUCCAUUUCAGGCAAGGAAUUCGUGGGUGAAUUUCUGUUGGAUUUGUUGGGAGGAAAUAUUGUGGAUUGGUUCGGAGACUUUCUGCAGCAAUUUCCACAGAUUUGGAGGUCUCCGAGGGCAUUAGCAUGGCGGUGCCAAACGCGGUAGGGGAAUCGGUGCUCGUGGGCGGAGGGGAGAGGAAACGGAAGCGCGGGAGCGAGCCCUCCGCCCCGUUGUCUAAGUGGCGGACAGAGGGUGAGCAAAGGAUCUACUCCUCCAGGCUCAUCGAAGCCCUCCGCCGGGUCUGCCAAUCCUCCGCUUCUGCGCCCUCCGCGUCGUCCUCGGACCACGUGCGGAGCUGCGCCGUCCGAAAGGCGGCGGAUCGGGUGUUGGCGGUCUCGGCGCGCGGCCGAACGCGGUGGAGCCGCGCGAUCCUCUCAGGCGGGACUCUCAAGCAUCGAGUCCGGCCGAAGGGCAGCCGACCGAAGCCUGUCAUCUCCGCAUUCGUUGCGCGGGCCGCGGCGCAGAGGAGAAAGACCCCGGCGCUGGAGAAGAAGACGAGAGUCCUGGGACGGCUGGUCCCAGGCUGCCGGAAGCUGCCCUUGCCGUCGCUUCUGGAGGAGGCGUCGGGCUACAUCACGGCGCUGGAGAUGCAAGUGCGGGCUAUGAGUGCCAUCGCCGAGGCCUUCUCUGCUGCCGGCAGUGCCUCGUUGCCACCAAUUCAUGCCAACCCUAUGUAAGUCAGAUGCGAACCCAGGAUAUUUCUCAUUUCCACUUCUUCUUCUAUUUUUCUCUCCCUCAGAAUUCGUGGCGCAUUAUGUUGUACCUUUUUUUUUUGUUUUAAAAUCAAUCCCCAUCACCCUUCCCCCCAUGUGCUAUGAAUCUUUUAUACGCUGUCGCCGGUAGCUAGAUUCCGCAAUGCUUAACAUUUGUUUCCUUUACCAUUA
Molecule: messenger RNA, 1031 nt
Organism: Zingiber officinale
Lineage: Eukaryota; Viridiplantae; Streptophyta; Magnoliopsida; Zingiberales; Zingiberaceae
Product: transcription factor bHLH148-like
Exons: 2
Coding region: 231-824 (197 amino acids)
Biological process (GO): regulation of DNA-templated transcription
Molecular function (GO): protein dimerization activity
Source: RefSeq, a predicted model, not a curated record